AAUGUCACCGGAAGUAUCUUAUUACAUAAAACAUAUAAAUACCAAACACAAUUAAAAUAUUCAAUAAUUUGAAAAUAAUGAAGAUUUGUGGAAUCAAUAGUACUUUCGUUUUCAGUAUUUUUGUGUACUUCAUUGUUUUACAAUUUGUAACAUGUUAUAAAUCUAGCAAAGAGGACAAGGAAUUGAGUACAUUUUUCACUAGUCUGUACAAAGCAGAUGAAAAUGCAGCCAAAAGUGGCGAGGAUUACAAAUUAAAUUUGCAAGGAAAGGAUUUAGUAGAUUCAGCAUCUAAACCGUUGUUUGAAUUCGUUAAUGAAGAUUUACUGAAUAUGAGACCCACUUUUGCAAAGUUCAUUGCAUUGUUGGAUAACUAUAAUCCUCAAAUUGGUGUCAGUGAAAUUGUCACAAAACAACAACUGACUGAGGAAGAUGAUUUUAUCAAAGAAUUACUGAAUACGAAUAUAAUGAGAAUGACUUAUGAUUUUCUUGUUGGAAAAAGAAAAAUAUCAGGAGAUAUCAAGCAGUUUGGAGCAUUGUUGAAGGAGUUGUGGUUCAAACGAUAUCAACGUAGAAGUCGACAAGACUCUUCUGCAUUUGAACAUGUAUUUGUUGGUGAAUAUGAAAAAUCCAAUGUGCUUGGAUUACAUAAUUGGAUUCAAUUUUAUAGGAAAGAAAAGGAAAAUCAAUUAAACUAUUUUGGAUGGACUAAAAGAUUUUGUCAAGAUCAACUUAUUACUGUAUCGUACGUGAAAGAAAACAGAUACAAAAAGCCAAUGGGAAGUGUUUUUGUUGGAUCAUCUCCAGAAUUUGAUAUUGCUGUUUAUACAGUUGCUUUUGUACUACAUCGUACCUCUGUGUUUGACGUAAACAUCUCUGGUUGUAGAGUACGUAUAACUUGUCAUGAAUUACCUACUUCUGAAAUGAGUACAUGUUAUAUGGGAUAAACAAUAAAGAUUUAAUUCCUUUAAACUUUAAAAUAAUAGUUCAAUACACUAUUUAAUGGAUUAGCAU
Messenger RNA from Schistosoma turkestanicum, 1011 nucleotides. NCBI's taxonomy places the organism in Eukaryota, Metazoa, Platyhelminthes, Trematoda, Strigeidida, Schistosomatidae. The record is from the annotation of a GenBank genome assembly.